Messenger RNA from Lutra lutra (Eurasian river otter), 5807 nucleotides. It is a transcript of the gene GASK1B, whose product is annotated as golgi associated kinase 1B. The transcript has 5 exons. NCBI's taxonomy places the organism in Eukaryota, Metazoa, Chordata, Mammalia, Carnivora, Mustelidae. Bases 523 to 2070 code for a protein of 515 amino acids. Gene Ontology annotation, cellular component: Golgi apparatus. The record is from RefSeq and is a predicted model, not a curated record.
AUCUUAAAAUUAAAGUUUAUUUUUUAAACUAUUAAAAAAACCCAAAAAACCUUGCGUGUCUUAAAACUGGGCUACCAAUAGCCAGUUGACAAGUAACCAUUUUGCUUUGCAAUCAGGAGUUUUCAAGAGAGCUUUUAAAGCUGAGCUGAGAUAUUUGAAAUGUGGAACACUCUUGACCAUGAAAUAUGUUCUACUUACAUGCCUCAGCCUUUAAAAGUUCUUUGCAUUACAGUCAGGGAUUACAUUCUUCCUGGAGCCAAGCACGGCCAGCUGUGUAAGUAAGAAACAAGCCACACUUCUCCUUGGGGAAGCUGAUAGGAGUUUAAAAGGUUUGUUGCCGCGAGUGUCAGAAACAUUCCCAACUUCAUCACCAGCCCUUUACUUCCACCUCUACCCUACCCACUGGAGACCACUUAUAUACCUAAGAGGAGGCGACAGCUGAAUUCAGGAAACCAUGCAUCAUGUCAGCAGGAACCAAGUGCAGACUUUAAACUCUGUUCAACAUGUGGAUGCAGCAGAGAAAUGACCUGUCCAGACAAGCCAGGGCAACUCAUAAACUGGUUCAUCUGCUCCCUGUGUGUCCCGCGGGUGCGUAAACUCUGGAGCGGCCGGCGCCCAAGGACCCGGAGGAACCUCCUGCUGGGCACUGCCUGCGCCAUCUACCUGGGCUUUCUGGUGAGCCAGGUGGGACGUGCCUCUCUCCAGCAAGGAAGGGCAGCAGAAAAGGGGCCGCACCAGAGCCGCGACACCGCCGAGGCACCCUUUCCUGAGAUACCCUUAGAUGGUACGUUGGCGCCUCCAGAGUCCCAGGGCAAUGGGACAACGCUGCAGCUCAAUGUGGUGUACAUUACCCUACGCUCCAAGCGCAGCAAGCCUGCCAAUAUCCGUGGCACAGUGAAACCCAAGCGCAGGAAGAAGUACGCAGUGGCCUCGCCAGCCUUGGGACAGGAGGCUUUGGUCGGACCAUCCCUUCAGCCACAGGAUGCUGAUGCUGAAGUGCCUGGGUACGUCCAGGGAGGAAACCUGGCCAAAGUUGGGGAACGACCCUGGAGGUUGAUACGGGGCUCGGGAGUGCAAGUUGGGGGCUCAGAUUUUCAGCGGUCCAAGACCCAGGAGAGCAACAUUAGGAUCUACAGUGAGAGCGCCCCCUCGUGGCUGAGCAAAGAAGACAUCCUCCGAAUGCGCCUGUUGGCGGAUGGUGCAGUGGCAGAUCUUCAGCCCGCGUCCUCUAAAAGUGGAGCGCACUUGCUGGUGCUGGAGGGGAGCUCUGCUGGCUCUGUGCCCCGCUGUGGCCCCAGCCCCUGUGGACUACUCAAGCAGCCUUUGGACAUGAGUGAGGUGUUUGCCUUCCACCUGGACAGGAUCCUUGGGCUCAACAGGACCCUGCCGUCUGUGAGCAGGAAAUCAGAGUUCAUCCAAGAUGGCCGACCAUGCCCUCUCAUUCUCUGGGACUCAUCUCUAUCUCCAACAAGUAAUGAGACCCACUCUUCUGUUAAGCUCACCUGGGGAACUUACCAACAGUUGUUGAAACAGAAGUGUUGGCAGAAUGGCCGAGUACCUAAGCCUGAAUGGGGUUGUACUGAAAUACAUCACCACGAGUGGUCCAAGCUGGCACUCUUCGAUUUUUUGUUACAGAUUUAUAAUCGCUUAGAUACAAAUUGCUGUGGAUUCCGACCUCGAAAGGAAGAUGUCUGUGUACAGAAUGGUCUGAGGCCAAAAUGUGACAACCAAGAUUCUGUGGCUCUAGCACAUGUUAUCCAGCGAAAGCAUGACCCAAGGCAUUUGGUCUUCAUAGACAACAAGGGUUUCUUUGACAGAAGUGAAGAUAACUUAAACUUCAAAUUGUUAGAAGGCAUCAAAGAGUUUCCCGAAUCUGCAGUUUCUGUUUUGAAGAGCCAGCACUUACGGCAGAAACUCCUUCAGUCCCUGUUUCUUGAUAAAGUUUAUUGGGAAAGUCAAGGAGGCAGACAAGGAAUUGAAAAGCUUAUUGAUGUCGUAGAGCAGAGAGCCAAAAUCCUUCUCACCUACAUCAAUGCACAUGGGGCCAGAGUAUUACCUAUGAAUGAAUAAAAGGAUCUUCUGGUUAGAUUACUAGAUAAAGUAUGCAUUUUUUGUUUCUGUUUUUAAAUAGGUACACAAGCUCAAGUCUUUUAGGAAUGAGGCAGUGUAGAUGACUAUAUAAAGUAAAUACAUUUAACCAAGUGUUUAUGAUGGGUCUGAGCACGAUAAGCAGGCUUAGAACCUUUUAAGAAACAUAUUGCUCAAAAAACGUUUGUUCACAUUUUUCUCUAACAUCCUGUCACGUGAGUCUCUACAUCUGAUUUUACAGGAUGGUUGCAGUUAUUAUUCCAGCUAGCUUUGUUAAAACAUUUGUCAUGCCGUUUAAAAGAACAGUGUAAGACAGAGGUACUGAUCCUUCAACAAAGCAUAUUUUAUGCCACAUUGACUGGUCUGCCCAAGUACUGAUGGGAAGGGCUCUUAACACUCUUCAGUCUGAUUGUUGAAACAGAGCUGACCCAGUAUGACCCAGAGGCAGGUCCGCAUUGGAAAACUGAAGCAUGUGAUUUGCAAAAACAUCAGGGUGUACGAUAAUUCUGCACAGAAAUGGUGGGUUAUUUGCAAAAGCGCCACUAUAUAUUCUACUGUAUCUAUAAACGAAUGGCCAUCCCUGUGAAUCUGAGAAGCAAGAAUCAUAGUUUCCUUUUUUUUUUUUUUUAAAGAAAUUUAUUUUCUCUUCAGUAUUGAAACUAUCCAAAUCUGACAAUUUAUGCAUUAGGUAGUUUUGUUUUCUCAGUUUUGGUCCAGCUUAUUCCUAGUGGCUUAGACCUUGAAUAAUUUUAAGUUAUGUUACCUAUUUGAAAUUAUACUUACAGAGUGCCUUUUUUAAAUAGAUGCUCUUUUAACAAAUUUUGUCAUUUUUACAAAUGAUAUAUUCUAGUUUUUGUAUAUUUUCUUAAUAAUAGUGGUGUUCUUCAGAUUUAAAUGAUAUUGCCCAGAUACGGACAAUAGAACCAGGUAUGGAGUGCAUUUAAAUAUAUUGUUAGCUUAUUCUAAUAGGAGAAAUAUGAACAAAAUAAAUUAAAACCUGACUCUCCUCAGUGAAAGCACAUGACUAGAAUCAAAAUAGCGAAUUUGGACAAUGUUGAACUUGAAAUAAUUUUCCCCAAACACCCUCUACCAACUUCUUAAUUAGGCAUAAGACUUGGACAUACAGUAUUCACAUGUUGGGUCUUUGUGUCCUGGGAAGAUAUGCCUGUCAUCACAUAUGAUAAAUAUUCAUACAGAGGUUUUAAAUCUCAAACACGUCAUCAUCCUUGCCCCCCACCUCACCCACUCCUUAUGUAAAAACUGUUAUACUGACUUCUUCUUUCCCUGAAAGUUGAAAAUACAAUUUAAGAAUAUUGUAUGCUUUCUAGUCUCUGUUUUCUAAGUUCUGUAUGUUAUUGCUAAAACAUUGCAUUUUCUAUGUUCUAAUCAAGGGUCAUUUAACACCACUGUAAAGUAGAACUAUUUAAGACAUUACAAUAAAGACUAGUCUUUUAAAAAAUAUAUACCUAUAGAUUCUAAUUUAUGCAAAUAUAUAGGGGCAAAAUGUCAAAACAACACAUGGUAACUAGAAGAGAAGAUGGCCAACGAGAGAGGGAUCAUUUGACCAUCUAAUCAUAACUUUCCUAGACUGAUAUUUAAGUACUACAUCGUAGCAUCUGUAUUGCUGUGCUGACCAUUGGAGAAGUGGUCUUCAGACCAUUCUACUCUUCCAUUAUCCCUCUGAGGUCCUUUCUCUGGUUCCACACAUUCUGUGCACUCUUUGGUUUGCCCAAGUCUCCACUUUGACUUGCUGUCUUUGGGUUUUUUAAGAUCCCCCUUUUCUCUCAUUAAUCAGCAUUUUAAUAAAAAAUUGGCCUACCAAAACCUUGGAGACCAAGGUUUUAUUUUGAGCCACUGACUCAAAAGAACUCUGUCAGGUUGCCUUAUACUUUGUCUUAUCGAGAUGGCAUAUUUGCAUUUUAAUAAGCUUUUUAUGGAAUAGGUCAUCUUUAUCCAAAUUUGUGAAAUUAGUGGUGAGAAUCCAGUCUCUCUAGAAAUUAGCUUUCAUGUUGUGUACCAAGCUACACAGCCUUUGGGCGGCUUGGUUCUCCCUAAUGUGGGUCUGGCUUUCCUUAUUUGCCUCCAGUGAUUCUGACAUGCUUAAUAUUAAAUGAAAGGUCCUGGAACACAUGUUUAUUUUAGUCACCUUUGCUUUUUAACAAUGUGUUUUGUUUUAUAAUCAGUGAAUAAUUCAUGCUGUAUUAUUGUUGAAUAAUGAAUAGCUACGGGGCCAGGCUUUUAAUUCUAAGUAAUGCUCUUCUUUUCUCUUACUGAAACAAUGAGAGUACUCUGCCUUUCUAGUGCACUCAGAUUAUGCUGUGGUUUCAUUCACAUAAGCAUAUUAUGUGGUUUAUUUAUAACUUGAUAAAUUUGAAAUAGAACAAUUUACCUUGGCAGAAGUACAAAAGUUUAUUCUUGUGUGACUUAUUUUCUUUAAGCUGACAAUAUGAAAAUAAAUACAUAUCUUAAAAAUCUGUAAUAAAAAUAUUAGAAAUUAAAGAUGCGUGUUUUUUAUUUUUUAGAUGGGUUUUUUUUUGUACAUGCAUUACUUUUCGGAAGUUAAGUACAGAAGACUGUCUGCUACCACUGUCCAUGAUAAAAGAGACAAUUAAACAGUUAAGAGUUUUAUUGGAUUGUGCUUGUAUAUACAUAUAUUUGAUAUUGAUACUAGUGAUUGUAUGCUUUCCCUGGUGUACAUAGAGCAUUGUCUUAGGUGGUAUGCAAAUUAGUUAACAGAUAUCACAAACUGUAAGAGACUACUUAAUUUUUGUUUUUCUUUGUUGGAGGUGAGUUUUAGAAUUAUAUAGUUAAGGUUAUCUUUAUAAAAUUCAUAUUUAUUAAGUUUAUUAGGCACUCUGGGGAACUUAUCAAAAUAUAAAAUGCUUUAGACUUAAAACAUUUAUAAUCUCUGAACUUGUAUAAUAACAUGUUUAUUCCAUUGUACUUUAAAUAUAUAUUACAUUAUAUCUAAUGAAUAAAAUAACCUAGAUGUAGAUUUAUCUACACAGUAUCAUAGGAAAUUCUAAUGUUUAUCUCAGCACAGAGCAAAGGAAGGCACUCUUAGGGCACCAGUCUGAAAAUAUGAUAUGGAAAUUGUACGUGGGUCAAAGAAAGAGGAUAAAGACUGUUCUCUAAAAACUGGUAUCAUCAAGAAUUAAGAACUUUCCUUCAUAGAAGAUAAUUUAAUUUAUUGGAAAAGUUAUCUGACACUUGGAAACAGCCAGAAGAGAUUUUUUGUGUUCUUUCAGUGCAAUGCUGGCCUUGCUUUUGUAUUAAAUGGUCUACUUAACAAUGUUGUAGGGCAGAGGUUAAUGUGUAGAUUUUUAUCCCAUAGAGAUGCAAAUAAUUUCUGCCUGGUGGAAAAGACAACGCUAAUGGUUUUACAGUUUAUUAUCUGUUGGACAUUAACCAGUUUUAUAUCUAGUCUAACAAUCUUAUCCUGACAUUGCCUGUAAAUACUUAGCUUUUGAAGUACUCUUUGAAAUGAUUUUACCAUCCUAGUGGUUCCCUUGCUAAUGAAUUAUUUAAAUAAAAUCUUUGACAUAUGUUCAUUUCACAUUUGCAUAGGAAAUGGGGUUUUACCUUUUUUGAAAAUUUUGCUUUUAUAAACUUUUGACUACAGAGUCAUAUUUUAUUUGCUUGAGAGUCAUGUUGUUAAAUUUUUGAAAAAUUUACUUUAGCAAUCUUUCAAAACACAGAUAUUAAAGAACUGAAUGGUA